AUGGAUGAUUCGAGAGAAAAUCUGGAUGCUGAGUUGGAAAAGAUGAGCCUUUCUCAGGGUGAAGAGGUCAAGCACCAGGGAAGGCUUCACAAAAUUUACGAGAAAACGAUCAAGCCGGCCUUUCCGGAAGCCAUCACGGAUCUCAAGAUUUUGAGUGGUGUUACCGCAUUGGAGACUCGUGUGAAGCACAUCAUCAAAGAUCCGCAGCUUUUCCCGGAGAUUCUAGAUGUCGCCAAAGUUCGUCGUGGUCUUGAGCUUGGCCCAGAGGAAAUGUUGUUCCGAUCGAAACGAAGACUGCGCGUUCGAGACAGCUUUGCUAGGUAUUUGGGAAUUGAUUCCAAGGAUGUCCAUCCAGAUGAUGUUCCCAUUAUAUCUUUUGGAGGCAGUGGUGGAGGCUUUCGAGCCAUGAUAGGUGUUCUCGGCUACUGCGAACAGAUGAAGAAGGCCGGACUAUGGGACUGUCUUACUUACGUGGCAGGUGUCUCUGGGUCAUGCUGGUCUCUGGCUGCCUACUACAGCUUUGGACGUGCCAGUAUGCAGAGUGUAAUCGACCACUGCAGGAAACGAUUCAGCCCUCACCACCCCUUGUCCGGUGAUGCCAUACGGAUUAUGCUGAGCGCACCCGGGGGUACCAUGGCACUACUCGGGCCCCUCAUUCAGAAAACUAGAAGUGGUCUCUCUAUCGUUGCAAUGGAUCUGUAUUCUGUGUUUACGACUGGGUGGAUCUUUCUCGAAGGUAGUUCUGAGGAUGCGGCUUAUAAAGAACCAAUUGGCCACCAGCAUGCCUGGCAUAGAUUCUCGAGCUCGAGAAGAUACACCGACGACGGGAGCGAGCCUUUACCUAUCCUGACUGCUGUCCGCCAUGAGAGGCCGUGGAAAGACUGGGUUGACAAGGAGCAUCCAUUCAAGGAAGUCCACGCUGCUGGUGAACACGCCGAACCAAAUCCAGAAGCAUGGUUUCAGUGGUUCGAAAUGACGCCGUAUGAGGUGGGUUGCGAUGAGUUGGAAGCGUGGGUGCCAACUUGGGGAUUUGGACGGCCAUUCGAGGGGGGAUUAUCUACCAUGCAGCUGCCUGAGCAGUCGCUCAUGCUAUUACUAGGACUAGCUACCAGUGCUCCGGCAGGGCCACUCACUUCCUAUCUGUCCACCAUCAGUCGAAAUCUCCCGAGAGGAUUCCUUGGGAAUACUGUCCACAAACUCGCAAGCGGCAUGAGUAGGCUCUGGGGCAAAGAUGGCACCGAGGAGUUUGAAAAUCAUCAUCCUUUACAUGCUUGCAACGAGCACAACUUUCUGUACCACUACAGUCCUCUUGAACCUGGUCAAGCAAGAAUUGGUCUGGAGAAUUCGCCCCGCAUCCACCUGAUUGAUUCCGGAAUGGACAAUAACUGUCCGACAUAUGUCCUUUUACAUCCAAAGCGGAAAGUAGAUGUCAUCAUCAACAUGGAUGCUUCCUCCGACGUUCAGAAGGAUACGUUCCAAGACCGGGUGGACCAGAUAGGAAGUCGUCGAGGUCUCAAGUUUACGWAGCGCGUAGAUGGCGAGGGUCGCGCAGAGCAUGUGAAUCACCGAGCAAACGAGAAAGACGAAGAUCGAGAGAGCAAACCAAACCAAUUCAAAGGAAGAUACGCUCAAAUAUAUGACGGUAUUUCUUGCGACCGCCCGUCCAGCGUGAUCGAUGCAUACGGAAGGGAAGUCAAGAAUCCACCAGCACCAAUCUACGAACAGGACGCGGUAACGAUGGUCUACAUGCCUCUUCUCCCAAACGAACGAGCAGCACCAGGCUUUGAUCCUUCCACUGCGAGCUUCUCUGGAUCUUACAAUCUGGUGUGGACGGAAGACCAAGUUUCAUUUCUCGUUGAAGUGUGUGCCUCCAAUUUCGAAGAUGGCCAAGAAACCGUGAAAACUGCCCUUCGCGAGGCCUGGGAGAGGAAAAAGCACCGACGUGAGCGAGCAUAG
Messenger RNA from Ramularia collo-cygni, 1956 nucleotides. RefSeq lists its product as uncharacterized. Gene Ontology annotation, cellular component: cytosol. Gene Ontology annotation, molecular function: A2-type glycerophospholipase activity. Bases 1 to 1956 code for a protein of 651 amino acids. The transcript has 3 exons. Gene Ontology annotation, biological process: glycerophospholipid catabolic process. NCBI's taxonomy places the organism in Eukaryota, Fungi, Ascomycota, Dothideomycetes, Mycosphaerellales, Mycosphaerellaceae. The record is from RefSeq and is a predicted model, not a curated record.